Priapulus caudatus is the source of this 5221-nucleotide messenger RNA. RefSeq names its product carboxypeptidase D-like. The transcript has 26 exons. The record is from RefSeq and is a predicted model, not a curated record. Lineage: Eukaryota; Metazoa; Priapulida; Priapulimorpha; Priapulimorphida; Priapulidae. Gene Ontology annotation, molecular function: zinc ion binding; metallocarboxypeptidase activity. Bases 7 to 4728 code for a protein of 1573 amino acids. Gene Ontology annotation, biological process: proteolysis.
UGCAUCAUGGAGGCGAAGUCAUCUUUCGCGAUGAGAUUUCGCUUUGCGAUAUUCGCCGUCGUUCUGCUAUUCAGCAUCAAAUGCGCCGGCAAGAGCGUCGGAUCCUCGGCAGCCGGCAUAGGAAUCGACACGUCUCGCUAUCACAACUACGACAAAAUGACGAAACUGCUGCGAUACUACGUCGACACAUACUCGGACAUAGCAGAGCUAGGCUCGGCUGGCAGGAGCGGACAGGGCCGCGAGCUGUGGUACGUGCGAAUCACCGGCAACGCGACGGACACCGUCGGCAAGCCCAUGUUCAAAUACGUCGGCAACAUGCACGGAAACGAGGCCGUCGGCCGCGAGAUGCUCAUCUUCCUCGUGCAGCACCUGCUGCAGAGCUACGACUCGUCGCCGCGCGUCGCCGCCAUCCUCGACACGACAGACGUUUACAUCAUGCCUAGCAUGAACCCGGACGGCUUCGAGCGCUCGACCGAGGGCAGCUGCGAGGGGCCGGGACGGUCGAACGCCAACCGCGUCGACCUCAACCGCAACUUUCCGGACCAGUACGACGGCGUCGACUACUCUCACGUCGACAUGUUUGCGGGCCGCGCACCCGAGACUGCCGCCGUCAUGCACUGGAUCCUUGCGAACAACUUUGUGCUGUCGGCGAACCUCCACGGCGGCAGUCUGGUCGCGUCGUACCCGUUCGACGACAGCGCGACUCACAGGAACGGCGUGAAGAGCGCGACUCCGGACGAGCGGCUGUUCACCUACCUUGCUCACGUCUACGCCGACGCUCACAGCACAAUGCAUCUCGGCGUGCCAUGCAGCGGCGACCACGGCUUCGAGGGCGGCAUCAGUAAUGGCGCCGAGUGGUACGACGUCCCCGGUGGGAUGGAAGAUUUUAACUAUCUUCAUAGCAACUGUUUUGAGAUAACUCUCGAGCUGUCGUGCUGCAAGCAUCCACCGAGGGCCCAGUUGGCAACCGAGUGGGAUAACAAUCGUGAAGCCCUGUUAACGUACAUGGAGCAGGUACACAUAGGUGCCAGCGGGUUUGUGAGGGAUGCGACAACGCAGCAGGGCAUUGCAAACGCGACCAUAUCCGUGGAAGGUCUUCCUCACCCUGUGACGUCCGACUCGCACGGCGCGUACUGGCGCUUACUCAGCGAGGGCAGCUACAACAUCACCGCCAACGCCAGCGGGUACGUUCCCGUAAGCAAGCGCGGCAUCGUCGUGAAGAGGGGGUUCCCGGCAACGACCCUGAACUUCGAACUGCCAAGCGGGAUGGAGGACGAGGGUCGCCCGCAGAUUGCCACGACGACAAUGACGCCACACGCAGAUGAAAACCAGUUCGUCGAGCCGACGACGUUUCAUCACCAUGACUACGAGGCGAUGCAGGCGUCGCUGAUGGAGCUGUCGCGGCGAUGUGCGAACAUCACGCGGCUCUACUCGGUCGGGGUGUCCGUGGAGGGACGUCAGCUCUACGUGCUAGAGAUCAGCGAUCGUCCCGGAACGCAUGAGCCCGGCGAGCCGGAGUUCAAGUAUGUAGCGAACAUGCACGGCAACGAGGUUGUCGGACGCGAGAUGCUGCUGCUGCUCGCACAACUUCUCUGCGACAACUACGAGACGAGCGCGCGCAUACGCCACCUGGUGGACGGCACGCGCAUCCAUCUGAUGCCGAGCAUGAACCCGGACGGAUACGAGAUGGCGCAAGAGGGAGACGAGGACGGUGACAAGGGACGCGCGAACGCCAACGGCAUCGACCUCAACCGCAACUUUCCCGACCAGUACUACCGUCCGGUCGCUGGGCUGCGGGAGGAGCCAGAGACGCAGGCCGUCGUGCACUGGAUCAGCGAGAUCCCGUUCGUGCUGUCGGCGAAUCUACACGGAGGAACCCUGGUGGCCAACUACCCGUUUGACGGCACGAAGGACGGGCGGCAGACGUCCAGCAAGAGCGCAGACGAUGCCCUCUUCAAGCAUCUCGCAGACGUCUACUCUUUCCAUCAUCCUACGAUGCACCUCGGCAACCCGGGAUGCUCGUCACAUCACGGCCCGGCGGAACACUUCACCAAUGGAACAGUGAACGGAGCGAUGUGGUACGUCGUUCGAUGCUGGUACGUCGUUCCUGUGAGUGAACCGGAGGCCGAUGUGGUGCGUCGUUGCGGCCUGACGUUGCAACCGGAGCGACCUCGUGGUACGUCGUUGCCGGGUGAGUUGAACGGAGCGAUGUGGUAUGAGAAGAGCACUCGCGUGGUGUCGGUGCCGCGCGGCGGCGGCGAGGCGACCGUAGCUAACUUCACGCUGCAGCGCGACGCUGCCGCCUGGUCGAGCAGCUUUGACUACGCACUCGAGCGCAACCUGCGACCUCGUGCAUACGACGCCGACCCCACGCGCACAGCCUACGCGCUCGCAGACGCACACCGGGGACUCGUCCACAUCGUACAGUACGGCAACACAGCUAGUGGGAAGCCGAUCAUUGGCGUCCAUCUAGAGGAAAGUCAGCUGGGCGUGGCCAACAAAGCGAAGGUGGGCCUGAUUGGCCAGAUGCAUCCGGAGCAGCCAAUCGGGAGCGAGCUACUGCUGCGACUGGCAACGCACUUGGCGACGGGCAUGGCGCAGAACGACCCGCGCAUCGGUAAGAUAUUUCAGACGACGACAGUGCACAUUGUGCCGGCGGUGUAUGCGGACGGAGGCGGGGUGGAGGGAGUCUGCGCGGGAAACUACACCGGCAAGCAGCCACUCUACGUGACCACGGAGAGCGAGUUUGCGGCGUUCGAUCAGUGCCUGAGCAUCCAUCACUUCCACAUCGCCUUGAGCAUGGAGAGCGGCCGCAGCGGCACCAGUUCAUCGCCGGCGCGGCUACCAGAGGACGCCACCUUGCUGAGUGACCUCAGCGCCACCUAUGCAUCUGUGCACCCCGACAUGGCCGUCAACCGUUCGUGCGACGACGUUGCCGCAGUAACACCUGAGUAUGACUCGUACGAAGCGUACGCAUAUGACAAGUACGGCACACUGAUGCUAUCCGCCGGCGUCGACUGCUGCAGUUAUCCAGGUGGCAGCACCUUACCGGAUCUGUGGAUGGACAACCUGGAGUCUCUCUUGCGUUUUAUAGAGAAAGCACAGCAAGGCGUGCGGGGCAUGGUGCUCAACAACAAUGGUCAGCGGCUGACGGUCAACACGAGCGUGGAGGUGCGCGGCCCGAGCUCGACCAUCCCUGUCCCGCUCGCGGGAGCCGAGUUUCUCAGGAUCCUUCCCCCGGGAACCUACACCGUCACUGCCCGCUCCCCAGGCUACGAUAGCUUGAGCAAGAAAGUUGUCGUUGUUGACCGCACGAUGGCGCUGCUGCAGCUGCAGCUGGACGUGGAGGUGGAGCGUAUGUCGUAUCACGACUACGCGUCGACGGUGGAGCUCAUGCAGCAGAUAAACAAAGACAACCCUCACAUCACUCGCCUCUACAGCAUCGGGCGGUCGAUACUGCAGCGAGACAUUCUCGCGCUGGAGGUCGGCCGCACGCCCGGCACACAGCAGCCCGGUACGCCCGCCGUCGCCCUUGUCGCCGGUAUCCACGGCAACGAGGUCGUCGGCCGCGAGAUGCUGCUGCAGUUCGCGCAGCAUCUGCUGAAGAGUUACCGCAAGGACGACAUGAUAACGGAGUUUAUUCAUGAGACGGCGAUUCACAUAGUGCCUCUGCUGAACCCUGAUGGCAGUGACUCAGCACUCUACGGUCAGUGCGUCUCAACGGAGGGUCGCAGCAAUGCCAACCACAUCGACCUUGACGUGUCCUUCCCCGAAGCAGGUGUCACCGCAGUAGCAUUGCCACCAGAGGUGCAGGCGGUAGCUGACUGGAUGAAGAGCAUACCAUUCGCGCUUUCCAUCUCCCUGCAGGGCGGCAAUCACGUGGUCGCCUAUCCGGUUCAGCGUAACGAGUCGACGACACGACUCAUUGCGGAACACUAUGCCGCCGCGAUGCGAUUCGACGACGCAGAUGACGACAGCCAUUGCUCAAACAAGUUCGACCCUUCGUUCAAGUCGGUGCCGGUGAAUGGAACCGUGGUGCGGGACAGUGACGGCCGCAGCCUGCAGGACUACGUGUUUUCCUCGACCGUCGGCAUGGCUGUCACAGUGUUUACUGGUUGCUGCGGUUACCCCAAAGCAGACGAGCUGCCAUUGCUCUGGAAACAGCACAAGAUCGGCCUUCUGGCAAUGAUGAAUGAGGUUCACCACGGAGUGACAGGCUUUAUCCGCGAUGCGAACAACCUGCCGAUAGAGGGCGCUAAGGUGGCGAUCGAAGGCCUCGACAAGCCCGUCUACACGGGGAAGCACGGCGACUACUGGCGCCUCCUGGACGAGGGCGAGUACACGCUCGUCGCGUCGGCGUCCGGCUAUCGCUCGCAGAUCGAGAUUGUGCACGUGCGGCAGGCGCACACGGCCGUCGUGCGAAACCUGCAGCUGCCGAAGGAUGAGCGUCUGCUUGGCAUCGAACCUUACCUGCUCAUUGCCAUCGCAGGUGGAGUCACCGUCUCGCUGAUGGUGAUCUCGCUGUGUGUGUAUGCAUGCACGAUACGCAGCAGCAAGACGCGCUACCAGAAGCUCGACAGCUCGUCCGGCGGCGGCGGCGGCGGCGGCGGCGGCGGCGGCAGCGGCGGGCGGCGUGAGGCAAACCCGUCGCGCAAGUCACUGCUCACGUACCACGACUCGGACGACUCCGACGAUGAGGACGUCUACUACGAGAAGCAGACAAUCUGAUCGCCACGGCGACGGCAACGGCGGUGGCAGCGACGGUGGCGCUGGAGUCGGCCGUGGGACCUAUCAGUGAGCGUUGCCUCGGUUUCGUGGUCGGACGGCCCCAACAAUCAACCUGGGAUGGCGUCGUGAAGGUUGUCAGAGAGAUCAUUGCAAAGGUCGUCAUGAAGGUCGUUGUAUGGGUCAUCGCGAAUGUCGUUCGAGAUCGUUAUAUGGGCAAUAAACUUUCGGCCAAAGUGAUACAGCCAAAUCCCAUGAUUGGAGGAUAGCAUGGUGGUGAUUAUAUGGUGAUGAUGAUUAGAUGGUGGUGAUUGAGGGGGAUAGCAAUUAGGCAAUGUCACGCUGGCUGUAUGUCGCCUAAUUGCCGUGAUUGCAUACUCGUAGCUGGCUGAUAGUAAAAGCUGGUAGUGUGAGUAGCUGCUGAAUCUACCCUGACUGAUCACGUAAUAAAUAAAUAAUAUAUAUACACUUACCUAUACAUGUAUGUAUAUAUAUA